Molecule: messenger RNA, 1365 nt
Organism: Lactuca saligna
Lineage: Eukaryota; Viridiplantae; Streptophyta; Magnoliopsida; Asterales; Asteraceae
Source: the annotation of a GenBank genome assembly
AUGUUAUAUGUAAUCGUGGUGGUAAACAGAAAAAAGAAAUCUUGUGAUACAUUAGGUACAAGUGGUGUUAGGAGGAAACGAAAUUCAAAUUCAAGAGCUAUUGGUUAUCAAUUUGAUGAACUUCACAACCAUCCACUUGAAAAGAUUAUAUUUGAAUCUGUGUAUGGAAAUCCAGAUUAUAAAGUUUUUCAGUUUGAUGAACUUCACAACCAUCCACUUGAAAAGAGAAGCGAUUUAAAAAAAGUGAGACAAAUGUCAUAUUCAGAAAAAGAGUUUAGUGUGCGUGCUUCCACAUCAAAAAUAGGUCCAACUAUGGCUCAUAAGUUGAGGGCAAGUUUGAGAGAUGAUGUUUUGGACUGUAUGUUUUGGGCGGAUGAAAUGGAGAAGGCAUAUUAUGCUGAAUUUGGUGAUGUUAUCUCGUUUGAUGCGACUUUCCGAACAAACAAGUAUCGAAUGGUUUUUGUUCUGUUUACUGCUAUUGACCAUCAUAAAAAAUCGGUUACUGUUGGAUCUGGGUUGCUAAGCAAUGAAAACAUUGAGUCUUACUCUUGGUUGCUUAAAGCAUUUCUUGAAACUCAUGGGAAAGAACCAACACUUGUUUUAACCGAUCAAGAUGCUGCAAUAAAACAAGCUAUUGAGAAUGUGUUUCGUAAUUCAAAGCACCGAUUAUGUAUGUGGCAUAUAAUGAAAAAGUUGGAAAAAAAGAUAUCAGAUCAUUUAUUUACUAACACAGACUUUAGAAAAAGGUUUUUAAAGCUUGUUUGGGACAUUAAUAUGAAACCUGAUGUUUUUGAGGUGAAGUGGGGUUUGCUUAUGAAGGAAUUCAAUCUUGAAAACACAAGAUGGUUUAAAGACGUGUUUACAAUACGUGAUUCAUGGAUAACUGGAUAUUUAAGUGAUAUUUCAAUGUGUGGUUUGAUGAAGACUACAUCGAGGUCAGAGAGUGAUUGUGAGAAUGUAAAGCUAGUCAAUGAUUCAUAUUAUAGUUUUGAAUCAUGUUUGGAUAUUGUAAGAGAUGACAAAAAGAGAUUAGCUUUGUUUGCUGAGAGGCAAAAAAUGUUGUUAGAGGAAUUUGACGGUGAUUAUAUUUCUCCUGGAUUGAAAAGCAAGACAUAUGGUGAAGUUGUAUGCAAGCUUUUGGGUGUUAGUAUUCCUAUUCCAGAAGAGAUUAAUAUUCAUGUUCCUGAAGUUCAAAGCAAUAAAGGUUCUGGAAUCAAGAAAAGAAUUCUAUAUGCAGGUGAAGUAGCAUAUGAAAAUUCUAAAAAAGAACAUAGAAUGUGUUCCAGAUGUGGAAAACGAGUUCCACACAAUUUACGUACUUGUUCCGAAAAAUUUGGAGCUGCUAAAUCAGCAAAAUACAGUUAG